Messenger RNA from Caretta caretta (loggerhead turtle), 3746 nucleotides. RefSeq names its product caspase 2 (gene CASP2). NCBI's taxonomy places the organism in Eukaryota, Metazoa, Chordata, Testudines, Cheloniidae. Gene Ontology annotation, biological process: regulation of apoptotic process; proteolysis. The record is from RefSeq and is a predicted model, not a curated record. Gene Ontology annotation, molecular function: cysteine-type endopeptidase activity.
CUGAAAAUCCCUCGGCUGCAGGCCCCAUGCACAUCCACGGGAGGGGGAGGGAGAUGAGGGGACUACGCAUGCGCAUAUGGACAGUGCCCAAUUUUGUGUAGGUGCUAGGGGCCGUUGAGGCUAUCCCGGAGGGAGGGGUUUCCAUUACAGGAGCCUGGCUCACGUGAUCCAGAGGAGCGGGUGCCUUGUUUGAAUCCCCAGCUCAGAGAAGCGGGUGCGCGCUGUAGCGCGCGGGAAGAGCAGGUGAGUGAUCCGUGCAACGGACCCAGCACGAGGGGACGGAAGUGGAGCAGCCUCAGUGCCUCUUACUGACCGUUCUCUCCCCUCCCCGCGAUGCUGGGUACAUGUGGCAUGCAACGAUGUCACCAAGAGGUUCUAAAGAAGAACAGGGUGUCACUGGCAAAGCAGCUGGUGUUGAAGGAAUUGCUGGAGCAUCUUAUAGAGAAGGACGUUAUCACCAUAGAAAUGAUGGAAACUAUACAGGCUAAGGCUGGGAGCUUCAGCCAAAAUGUAGAGUUACUCAAUCUGCUGCCCAAGAGGGGCCCCACAGCCUUCUCAGCCUUCUGUGAAGCUCUGCGAGAAACCAAACAGCAGCACCUGGAGGAAAUGCUCUUGAAUGCCAUACCCAGCCUGAGCAAUGGGAUUUCAAGGCUGGGCCAAGGUUACGAGUCAAGUGUCCCGUUCCCAGUUCGUGAAUCCUGCUUCUCACCAAAGAGACCAUGCCGGAUUCGUGAGCUGAUGGAGCAUUCCUUGGAUAAUGGAGAUGGUCCUCCUUACGUUCCGGUGAAGCCAUGCACCCCAGAAUUCUAUUAUGCUCACCAGCGCUUGUCAUAUAAGUUGAUAUCACAGCCCCGGGGCCUGGCACUUGUGCUCAGCAACAUGCAUUUCAGCAGUGAGAAGGACCUGGAGUUCCGUUCAGGUGGAGAUGUGGAUUACACUGCUCUGGAGAUGCUUUUCAAGCACCUUGGCUACAGGGUGACUGUCCUGCACGAUCAAACUGUGCCGGAGAUGCAGGAGGCAUUGCAGAUGUUCUCUCAGCUGCCAGCUCACCGAGAUGUGGAUUCCUGCAUUGUGGCCCUACUCUCGCAUGGCAUCGAGGGUGGGAUCUAUGGAGUUGAUGGAAAGUUACUGCAGUUGCAGGAGAUUUUCAGGCUCUUUGAUAAUGCAAACUGCCCAAAUCUCCAGAACAAGCCCAAAAUGUUCUUUAUUCAGGCCUGUCGUGGAGAUGAGACAGACCGGGGAGUGGAUCAGAGGGAUGGGAAAGAGCGCUCUGACUCUCCAGGCUGCGAGGAGAGUGAUGCCAACAAAGAGGAGAAUCCCAGGCUGCGUUUGCCCACACGUUCUGAUAUGAUCUGUGGCUAUGCCUGUCUGAAAGGCACAGCAGCCAUGAGGAAUACCAAGCGUGGAUCCUGGUAUAUUGAGGCUCUCACCUCUGUGUUUGCCGAGGAUUCUCAAAACAUGCAUGUGGCUGACAUGUUGGUGAAGGUGAAUAGACUGAUCAAGCAGCGAGAAGGCUAUGCCCCUGGCACAGAGUUCCACCGAUGUAAGGAGAUGUCAGAAUACUGUAGCACACUCUGCCAAGACCUUUAUCUGUUCCCUGGCUAUGUUCCUAGGAACUAACCCUGCUGUUCUUGCUCUGAUGGAUGUUCUGACAAAGCUUUAAUGUGGACAGCCACACCUUUACUGCUGUCAGUCUGGGCAUCUGACAGUGCAGCCCACAACAGGAAGUGUCCCUUCAAGAUUGGGUGUUCUUCCUGCUUGUGUGACUUUCGCUAACUCCUCUCUGUCUUGGAGAAUCUCGCAACUGUUGGUGACCCCCAACUCAGUUCAAGGUUUAAAAUCUUAAUGUUCCACUGGAUUGUCUCACUUUUAGCUGCUGGACCAGGGGGAAUCAAUGGGGGAAUCAGGGCAAUGGUGGCAGCACCUUUUGAAUGAAAGGAGACCUGUGGGCAUUGGUAGCCAGGAAUGUGAAAUCAGAAUCGGCCUUUCCUUUUUAAAUUUUGGAAAACUUGGGUCUGUUUCUGUCAGGGUUCCCUCCCCACUCUGAAUGUGGAACUCCAAGUGGUCCUUUCCCUGAUUCUUUGCCGCCACCACCAAGUGAUUUAACAGUAUACCCUCCAAGGGCAAAGAAUUUGUGCCUUGGGGAAGUUUUAACCUAAACUGGUAGAAAUAAGCUUAGGGGGUCUCUUAUUUCUAAAUUUUUUUUUUAUACUGCUUAACUUGUUAUGACUUUUUAAGAAGUUCUCUGCCUGGUUUCCCAAGCAGCAGGGUCUACAACUGUGAAGGACAGGAAGGGAUGCCCCUCCCUGAAGUCAGGAGAGACCUUCCUCCCAGUAAAACAGAAUCUCUCACCACUGAAAGUCCAUGGUGAAGGUUUUCUCUUCAUUUCCAGUAUAUACCCAAAUUUGACACACUCAUCUGAUUUGGUUUGGUUUUUGUGUUUUUUGUUUUGUGUGUUUUUUUUUUUAAAGUCGUGAUAUUUUGCCUGUGUUUUCUGUAGCCAUAGGAGAAUUUCAGAUUAGCUGGAAAAGACAUUGUGUUGAGAUCUAGCUCUGAAAGCAAAGGUAUGUUUUUAUUUUAGAAGUCUAAUUCUGUCUUGGAAAUAUUUUGAAUCUGGGAACUCCAGGCUUGUUUCCCUCAUGAGUUCCAAAUGUGAGUUAGUACACAGUUUUUGUAACAUCCACAUCUAGUUGCUGUGGUUUUCUGACCAUUUAAAUACUUCAGCAGGCUUCUGAUGAGUCUAUAAACUGUACCAGGCUUGUGGAUUCCUUGUCUUUUUUGUUUAAGUAACGUAUAAAUCUUUUUCCUUGCAAAGAGCCUGUCACUGUUUCUUCAUCACAGUGAUUUUCUUUCCUUUUAAAGUUUCUUUUAAAAAAAAAAAAAGGGGGGGGGGGUUUGCAGAAUUCAGCUUCACUCCUCCCCUCCCCCAUAACUUUUGCUUCCCCCAACUAUGGGCAGAUAGAGAUCUUUGCUUGUCCACUGUUCAGUGCCACCACACAGGGCCAGUCAGAGAGAAGAGAUGGAGUAGGACACUCCAUCUGUUGGAAUCUACCUAUGCGUUCUCUUUUCCAGUACUGUAAUUGUCUCCCACUUCAGGACCUGCCCUGGGGUGUGAUCAGGGAGAUAGAGGGCGUUUCUGCACCCUCCCUUUGUUGUCCUCUUGUGUGUUUCAUGGCAGCCAAAGCCCAGGAGUGCUGGAUUAAGGUCUGAAUUCCUGAGCCUACUUUUUCCCUACUCCAUGGCAGUGUGUUAGCAGCUCUCUCACUUGGAUUACUCUGUGUGUCUCCUUUUGCCAGGAUCUUUCUUAUUUUAAAAAAAUAUUGUAGGGUUUUUUUUAUAUUUCCGGAGGAAGGCCAGAAGGCUAGGUGUCUGCUUCCUUCUUGCCCUGCCCAGCAGAUAUGAAGGUCAUAUUCUUCCAGUUAAAAGGUGUGCUGCACGGUUAUACGUCCUACAUACAGCAACUGAGGAGCAGAAUACCAGUGACCAUGUCUGCCAGCUGGCACCUUACCCUGGAGCUCAAGAUAGCAACUCAAGGGGUAUUUCCUCUCUAGAUGAGAAGUUUUUCUCGGAGUGCUCCUUCCUCGGCAGGAAUGCAUGUCAGUGCGGCAUCUCCUCUCUGUUUGGUGAAGGGAACUCCAGUAGAGCUACACCAGGUCUCAAUGUCACUGCCACUUUCAUAUAUACUUUUUUUAUAUGCCUGUAUGUACUACCUCUGGAUGCCAAAAUACAGAGUUCAUGUUUGGUUA